This is a messenger RNA of Strongylus vulgaris, 603 nucleotides long. The record is from the annotation of a GenBank genome assembly. Lineage: Eukaryota; Metazoa; Nematoda; Chromadorea; Rhabditida; Strongylidae.
GUAGCUACUCCUCGUCUUUUCGAUGAUUCUCUACGACUCAUCACCGAAUGUACGCCAAAUCUAACUCAUCUCGCUCUUGACGUCAACCACCUCAGCACCCACAUCCUUCAGCGCUACUUCGCAGGUGGCGCCAAAUCGCAAGGUUCACGUCUUCGUUCGUUGAAGAUCUGCCGUAUGAGGAUUACCUACAGGGUUUUGUUUGCUAUAGCUCGUGGAGCUCGAAAUCUUCUGGAUCUCGAAACCUCUCAAAUGCUUUCGGUUGACGAUCGUUUCCUAGCGAUUCUUGGCGAUAACUGUAGGCAGUUGAGGUGCAUUAAUCUUAACGGAUGCCGUUGGGUCAGCGAUAAGGGCAUGGCUGCCCUGGCUAGGAAGGAAGCAAACUUGCGUUUAAGGCGUUGUCCCCUACGAGAAGUACGUAUUCGAGGCACUGCCUGCACUGAUAAAUCUAUUUACAUUCUUGCUCAAUUCUGCCCCGAUCUCGAGUGGAUCUCGUACGCUGACUACUCAGGUGGGAGCUGCAGAUAUUUCAUCAUAACAUCAAAAGAACCAAAUAUAACUCAAAAAAGAAGUCAUCUUAAAUUUUUUGCACAAGUAACCGAAUAG